Messenger RNA from Drechmeria coniospora, 843 nucleotides. RefSeq lists its product as uncharacterized. Lineage: Eukaryota; Fungi; Ascomycota; Sordariomycetes; Hypocreales; Ophiocordycipitaceae. Gene Ontology annotation, cellular component: mitochondrion. The record is from RefSeq and is a predicted model, not a curated record. The transcript is spliced from 2 exons. Gene Ontology annotation, molecular function: ribosomal large subunit binding. The coding region runs from base 1 to 843 and encodes 280 amino acids. Gene Ontology annotation, biological process: translation.
AUGGCGACUCCCCGUGUCACUGCGCUGGCAAAACGGGGCCUCCGUUGCUUGCACCUUGCACAAGGACAACCGAUAACCGUCUGCUCAAAGUCCCUAUCGUCCCUGCAAUGGCCAAGCGGCUCGCCCAGCAGAUCCUUCAGCUGCGUCCCUGCCCUCCUGAAGAAGCGCAAGAUCGCGCCGGCGGCCAACAGUCCCCAAAGACUCUCUGACCAUGGUUCACCACCUGUUUCUUCGGCUUCGUCCUCAUCAGGUCCCAACCCUGAGGAUCCUCUUGACUUUUCUGCCCUCGUGGCCGCCUACGCUUCUGUGGAUGCUCAUUUCAAGUCCCAGCUGCAGUCUGUCCUCCACGGCGGCCGCUUCCACCCCGAAAGCCUCGGUGCCGUCGCCGUCGCCGUCAAGUCGGAGGCGACCGGUGCGCUCGAGUCCUUUCCCCUACGCGAGCUGGCGCAGAUCGUGCCCCGGUCGGGACGAUCGAUUUCGCUGCUCGUCAACGAGCGCGCCUACGUCAAGCCCAUCAUGUCGGCCGUCCAGGCCUCGCGCGAGUUCAAUCAACAGCCGCAACGAUCGGAAGAAAACGACCUCGAGCUGCUGUUGCGUGUCGAGCUCGAGCGCAAGGACGCUCUGGUCAAGCGCGUCAAGGAGGCGACUCAGGGGUGGCGCGAGAGGGUCCGGCAGGCGAGGACGAAGCAUGACAAGGCGCUCAAGGAAUGGAAGAAGUCGGGCACCUUGCUGCCGGACAUGGCGAAGAAGGCGGAGAAGGAGCUGCAGAAGGUGCAGGACAAAAAGAUGAAGGAGAUUGAUCUCGAUGAGGCACAGGCGAUAAAGCAGCUGGAGCGCAACUAA